Molecule: messenger RNA, 5605 nt
Organism: Ctenopharyngodon idella (grass carp)
Lineage: Eukaryota; Metazoa; Chordata; Actinopteri; Cypriniformes; Xenocyprididae
Gene: itga5
Product: integrin, alpha 5 (fibronectin receptor, alpha polypeptide)
Exons: 30
Coding region: 233-3433 (1066 amino acids)
Biological process (GO): cell-matrix adhesion; angiogenesis; cell adhesion mediated by integrin
Cellular component (GO): integrin complex; external side of plasma membrane
Molecular function (GO): integrin binding
Source: RefSeq, a predicted model, not a curated record
CCUCCUAAUACCCCUUCAAUUAAGCUUGAGGGAGGACGCAGAAAGGAGAGAAGGGGACAGAUAGACGGAGGCGCGUAACAGAGCGCUUGGAAAAAUAAGGAUCAAGCUGAGACACUUCACUAAGGCAUGAGAUUUGCGUAAGACAGCAUCUUCAGGAGGAUUCCGUUCAAGUGCCCCCUUUUUGUUCUGAAAGAAGUUUAAUAAAGAAGUGGAUUGUGACAUAACGAUUACAAUGGGCUCCAAAAGGCACCGUUCAAAGACUUCAGCGUCUUCUCACAACCCGAACUGCUCUCCAAUGGGACUUUCUCUCUUGAUUCUUCUACCUUUGUCUGUUGCCUUCAACUUGGAUGUGGAGAACCCAGCGGUGUAUAACGGACCCAACGGUAGUUACUUCGGGUACUCGGUGGACUUUUAUAUGACUGAGUCAAGUGUGAGUAUUAUAGUUGGAGCACCCAAAGCCAACACCAGUCAGCCCAACAUCAGAGAAGGAGGAUCAGUCUUCUACUGUCCAUGGAGCCUCAGCCAAUUACAAUGUAGCAGCAUAGAGUUCGAUAGUCAGGGAGAUCUAAACGUGACUGUAAAUGAAACAGUGCAUCAAGGAGAGUUCAAAUCCCAUCAGUGGUUUGGCGCAACAGUACGAGUGCAUAAAGAUAGUGUGCUGGCUUGUGCCCCCCUCUACUCAUGGAGAACCGUGGAGGAAAAGCCUAAUGCUCAUUUUCAUAAUCAUGCUGAAUAUAAUGCUGACGCUACUGGCUCAUGUUUUCUGUCCGUCAAAAACUUCACUAAGUUUGUGGAAUACGCUCCAUGUCGCACAGAAUUCCAUGGAGAAAAAGGACAAGGCUACUGCCAAGGUGGAUUCAGUGCUGAUUUUACUCAGGAAGGGAAGUUGGUGCUUGGAGGACCUGGCAGUUACUUCUGGCAAGGCCAAUUGAUCACUGCGGUUAAAGAAGAAAUCAUCAAAGCCUAUUACCCAGGAUACUUCUUGACAUCAGUGUACGGCCAGAUUCAGACCAAACAGUUUAAAGAGAUCUCAUCUGAUGACAACUACAUGGGUUACUCAGUGGCUGUGGGUGAGUUCAGUGGUGAUGAUGAUGAAGACUUUGUGACUGGAGUUCCCAGGGGAGUCAGACUGCAUGGACAGGUUUCCAUUCUCAAUGGCUCUCUGCACACGCUGAAGACCUUCACUGGUGAGCAGAUGGGUUCCUACUAUGGCUACGCAGUGGCUGUUACUGACAUAAACAAUGACGGAAUGACAGACCUGCUAGUUGGUGCUCCCAUGUUCAUGGUUCGUGACUCUGAUGGGAGGUUAGAAGAGUUGGGUCGGGUCUAUGUCUACUUGCAGAAUGGACCUCUGGAUCUCACACCUCAGCUACCUCACCUCACCGGCACACACACGUUUGGCCGGUUUGGCAGCUCCAUUACCCCUCUCGGGGACCUCAACCAAGAUGGUUACAAUGAUGUGGCCAUCAGCUGUCCGUUUGGUGGGGAAAACAAACAAGGAUUGGUGCUCAUCUAUAACGGACAUGCUGGAGGACUCAGGGAAAAGCCUUCUCAGGUGAUCGUUGGCCAAUGGGCUUCUGCUCUACCAUCAGCGCUACCUGCCAGUUUUGGUUACGCCCUUCGUGGAGGCAAAGACCUGGAUAACAAUGGCUACCCAGAUCUCAUUGUUGGUGCAUUUGGUGUGGACACAGCCGUUCUUUACCGGUCUCGUCCCAUUGUGAACACCAGUGCCACCUUAACUGUCUCUCCAACUAUGAUUAAUCCUGAGGAGAAAGUCUGCUCCAUAAGCCGUGGGAACGAGACCCAGCAUGUGUCCUGUGUCAACCUGAGCUUUUGCCUCUCAGCCAAUGGGAAGCACCUACCAAAUAAUCUCGAGUUUAACAUCGAAGUUCAGCUGGACCGUCUGAAGCAGCAGCAGAAGGGGGCCGUACGGAGAGCUCUGUUUUUCGACACCCAGCUUCCAGCUAUGCAAUGGACAAUGAAAAUGCCAAAUGGAGGCAAAUGGUGCCGCGAUACUAAGAUCUACUUGCGGGAUGAGAAGGACUUCAGGGAUAAGUUGUCUCCCAUUUUCGUUGCGCUCAACUUCAGCCUGAACCCUCAAGCCGCAGCAGACAGACACGGCCUGCGGCCCAUCCUCAACUACCAGACGGCGGAGCUCAUCGAACAGAAAGCCCAGAUUUUAUUGGACUGCGGAGAGGACAACAUCUGCGUCCCUGACCUGAAACUCUCCGUGCACGGGGACAGGAAGGAAGUGUACAUGGGCGAUGACAACUCUCUGACCCUGACUUUCAACGCAAAGAACGAUGGAGGCGGAGCUUACGAAGCCGAGCUGUAUGUGGUCUUGCCACCAGAGGCCGACUACAGCGGAAUAGCCCGCAAUAACGAGAGUCUGACCCAACUGACCUGCAGUUAUGAGACGGAAAAUCAGACCCGUUACCUCAGCUGUGACCUGGGGAACCCCAUGAAAUCUGGCACCAGCUUAUGGGCUGGACUGCGAUUCACAGUACCACGUCUCAAGGACACACACAGAUUUGUACAGUUUGACCUACAGAUCCGCAGUAAGAAUGAGAAUAACUCCCAGAGUGAAGUCGUCCCCUACAAGUUGGAGGUGGUGGUCCAGUCUGAUGUUAUUCUUCAGGGUGUCUCCCGACCAGACAAGGUCUUCUUUCCCCCUCCGAACUGGAAGUUGACCAAGAAUGUAAUGGUUGAACAGGAUGUCGGACCCUCCGUCCAGCACACUUAUGAGUUGGUGAACAACGGGCCGAGCCGCAUCAGUCAUACUCUACUGCAGCUCAAAUGCCCCAUGAGACUUCAAAGUAACAAGUUCAUUUACCCGCUGGAGGUCAUGACGGAGGGCCCUGUUAACUGCACCACCCACAACAUAAUCAAUCCCUUGAACCUCAAGCUUCAGCAGUCUUCUACCGAGCAGCCUCCUUUACGUGACGCGACACAGGAACACCACAUCGAGAAGAGGGAAACACACAAGGCCGAGAUGCCUCAACUGACCAAUCUGUCUUGCUCCAGUGUGGAUUGCUGGACUCUAACGUGUAACGUUGGCCUGUUGGAGCGAGGGAUGAGUGCCAUACUGCAUGUUCGCUCACGAAUCUGGGCCGAAACAUUUAUGGAGAAUCCUUAUAAAAGCUUUACGCUGGAGUGCCUUGCUAGUUACAAGGUGGAAAAGAUGCCAUAUGCCAUUUUGCCCAAGGUGACUCCUAGCGGUGCUAAAAAGCUGGUCACUCCUGUGGUCUGGAAUAAGCCAGACAGUACAUAUGCUGUUCCUCUGUGGAUCAUCAUUCUGGCUAUUCUGGCCGGCCUUCUUCUGCUCGCACUGCUGAUCUACGUCCUCUACAAGCUCGGCUUCUUCAAGAGAACUCCGUACGGCACCGCCAUGGAAAAAGCCCAGCUCAAACCUCAGGCUGCAUCCGAGGCCUAAACUACACAAGAGCAUUCAGAGAACACGUCCCAAAGAAUGUUCUUAACCAGAGCUCAUCCAAAGAGAAGGUUACUUGCUGUUUAACAAAGACUAAGACUAGACUGCAGUAGAGGAAUAUGGAGGAAAGAUCACUGGAUCUUCACUGUACUGCACUAGAUGACGAGACCCUGAGGACUUAAAGCCAAAUGAAUGUUGACAGUUUAUUUUAUCUUUAUUGAUUUUUCUUGAUGUGGGUUUCUUUUUUUUUUUUCUUUUUUUUUUAACCACCGCUAGCCUACCACUCACAAACAGUUUGAGUUGAUCUUAACCAAAGCUCAGGUUCACUUGCCUUGCCUGGCAGCCUGCUAAAAGAGAAAACGGCAGCAAAUGCCCAAGACAGACACAAUCUGCACUAAUAUUAAGAGUAUCGUUUCAAUUUUUAACAAUUUCACUUAAUCCACAGUGUAGCAUUUUACAUUUUUUGCGUGUUAUUACACUAAACACACACGUUUAAACAAAAAAAAAAAAAAGGUUUAUGCAGUAUUUCACAACCAACCAGAGAUACUGAUACAGUUUUUGUUCAUUUAUUGUGUUUUGAAAGUGAGAAUGAGGUAGUUGGAUACCUCACCAUGGACCCUCAUCUCCAUUUACCUGCUGUCUUUUUUUCUCUCUCUCUUUUUUUUUUUUUUUUAUGAAGACAUUUAAAUGUUUUUAUGUUAUGUCAUGUGAUUUCUAAUGGAAAGGGUUUUCACUUUGAAUGAGAUGUUUUCAGCUCAGUCACCUCUGUAUCUUCCAAAGAAAACAAGCCAAGUUGGUUUCACUCUCAGGUGAUGGUGAUCGAGUCACGCAUUUCCGCGGUAAAUAUAGUUAGGAUCCAUCGCGGAAGGCGACCGUUCUUCCCUACUGAAUGUCAGCCGUUUCUGUCCUGUUAUCUUAGUGGUAGCGAGCGGCAACGUUGUCUUAAAAGUCAUCUGGGACACAACUGGAUCCGCACCGAGCCUGUGAAACCUCGCCAAUGCCUUGAAGCAGAGCUGUGCUUUGCCAUUACACUAACAGACUCUUGGGCCAAAGAGCAGAAGGGUCGUCCCUCCAAACUUCUGUGGGUGAACGGAGAACCACUGUGGACUUGAACGGAGAUUUCCGCAAAGUCCAUUUGUUGACUUGCGGACUGAAAGCAAACCUCUUCCAAGGCAGUAGGCCUCAUCCAGGGACUGAAUGUUGAAAUACACCUGUAUACUUUUUGUUUUGUCUGUUUCGUAUGUGUGUCUUUGUGUUCGCGUAUGGAUGUGAGGAAAUGAGAUUUUUGGUUUUUGUGGAGUGCCACAGUCAGUGUGGAAAUGCCUCCGUACAUCAUGGUGCUGAAGUGGCCGAAUCGGACAGGAAGUAACUGCAAUCGUGAAUCUCCUGUUUCAGUGAGCCACCUAGAAAGGGAAAGCAGCUGGAACUGUGGGAUGCGUAGGAAAUCUGUAUGGAAGUGCAAUAUUGUUGUAUUUGUUUUUUUUGUUUUUUUUAAAUUUUUUUUCAAGUUCAUUUCAACUUGUUUUGUCAUGUGCAAAUAUUAAUACUUUAUUUUAGUAAAGUUCUCAGAAAUAAGGAUUAUUUGAAGACAACACCCAGUUCGAGGGUUGAAAUUAGCCCAGAUGUUUAGAUAAUUUAAAAAAGUGUAAUGCUGUAGUCUAAAAAUAAAGAAACAUGAUUCACUUGCCAGUAAGAUCCAAAAAAAAUGUGAACAUGUCAGUUCAGUAAUUGACCACAAACAGUCUUUUUGUCAAAUCUAAACAUCAUUUAUUGUAUAUGCAGGUUUUAGUAACCAAAUACGGUUGUUUGAAUUGGUACACAACCAAAAACUGACACAUAAACACCACUUGAAUUUCUCUUUUGUACAUUUUCAAAAAUUAUUUAUUCCUCCGAAAGUUAGAUUUUAGUCUUGAGAUUUUUGUAUUUUAAGCGGGAGGAAACACUGGGUAUGUCUUCAUUUUUUUUUUCUUUUUUUUCUUUUUUUUAAAAACUGCCCCAAACCCCGUUUGUGUUUUUGAGUUGUAAAUAUGUUUGGUGAGGAGAUUAUUUUUAAUUUUCAGCUGAUACUGAUUUGACGUAUUUCAUCGCCCCAUAUUGGGGAGAAUCAGAGGGAUGUUCAAGUAAUUAUUUGUAUUUACAAUUUGCAUUUUAAAAUAAAUCUUUCAGUUUUUUUUU